AUGGUUCAACUCAAACCGAGUAGCUCGGCUGUUGCUGAGCCGAAACCCAAAUAUGGCCAUUUGUCCAAGAUCGACCCUGACUUCGCGCCUUUCAAGGAAGCGAUCGACCAGAGAUUUAAGACGUUGUGGUCGUUGUCAUUAGAGGACCUCAAAGCCGCGUACAAAAACGCCCCCGUGUCCUUUCCGGAAGGCGCACCCCAGGCGGAAAAAGACUUCCAAGUUGCAGACCAAGAGAUUUCCGUCCGAGAUGGUACCAAGAUCGGGUUACGGGUCUACAGACCUAUUCAAGCCAAACCGAACGCCAUCUUGGUUCUGAAGGCGCACGGCGGCGGCUGGACGGUUGGAUAUCACCAGACCGAAGAAGUCGAGAACCGCAUGUUGGCUGCGCAUGCCGGUGCGGUGGUGGUCAGUGUCGACUAUCGAAUGGGUCCGGAGUACAAAUUCCCUUAUGCUGUCAAUGACUGCUUCGAUGCCCUGAAAUGGUGCAAGGCCAAUGCCACUAGCCUGGGCAUCGAUCCGGAGGCAAUCGUUGUUGCGGGAGGGAGUGCGGGAGGCAAUAUCGCCGCCGUCCUCUCCCUCAUGGCACGCGACCAACAAGAGUCGGGGAUCAUUGGACAGAUCUUGAACAUCCCGGUGACAUGCCACCCCGAUGUUUUCCCGCGAGACAAAUAUGAAUACGGCAGCUUUGAGCAAAACAAGGAUGCGAGUGUCGUCGAUGCCCCCAAGAUGCUCUGGUUUUGGGAACAGUACAUGCCAACUGUCACACCAGACGUGUAUGCGCACCCACUGUUGGCAGAGAGCCACGCCGGCCUACCACCCGCUCUUGUUCAAGUGGCCGGUCUCGACCCCCUUCGAGAUGAGGGCCUCGCCUAUGCAGAAGCGCUCAAGAAUGCAGGCGUGGCAGUGACUUUGAAUGUGUACCCAGGAUUGCCGCAUGGCUUUUACCUGCUUCCACAUCUAGAACAGGCACGACGGUAUUGGCAGAGCUCGGUCGACUUUGUGAAGAGUCUCGAGAAGCGAUCAGACAAGCUUUAG
This is a messenger RNA of Capronia epimyces CBS 606.96, 1035 nucleotides long. RefSeq lists its product as uncharacterized. The coding region runs from base 1 to 1035 and encodes 344 amino acids. Gene Ontology annotation, molecular function: hydrolase activity. NCBI's taxonomy places the organism in Eukaryota, Fungi, Ascomycota, Eurotiomycetes, Chaetothyriales, Herpotrichiellaceae. The transcript has 5 exons. The record is from RefSeq and is a predicted model, not a curated record.